Molecule: messenger RNA, 1467 nt
Organism: Syzygium oleosum
Lineage: Eukaryota; Viridiplantae; Streptophyta; Magnoliopsida; Myrtales; Myrtaceae
Product: dof zinc finger protein DOF2.5
Exons: 2
Coding region: 321-1196 (291 amino acids)
Biological process (GO): regulation of DNA-templated transcription
Molecular function (GO): DNA binding; DNA-binding transcription factor activity
Source: RefSeq, a predicted model, not a curated record
UCAUGUUGCUGUUCUCUCUUUUGCAAAAGUGAAAACUUUUACUUUUUGAAAUGUGAGGGCAAUUGCUUACUGCGACUUUUCCUUUCUUCACCUUUUCUUUUGCUUAUGUUAACUGUGAUCAUAAAGGAAUAGGGGAAAAGGCAUCAUUUGUAAUCAGCCUUUGUUCUUUUUAGCUCUUCGCUCUCCCUUUCUUUCUCUUUAAUUCCUUUUACAGAAGCUACUUCGGCCAGGGAGAAGAACAGUAUCUAAUGUCUAGAAGCCGUAAACCGCUAGCUAAUUGUCGAUGUUCGAUUUGAUUGUCUCUAGCCUACCUGCCAAAGAUGGUUCUUAUCAUACAAGACACAAGGGUGGUCAAGGGAAUGGAAGAGACAUCUCCAGAUGCAUGCAAUAAUAGGGCCAUGUUGGAGAAGAGAGCAAGGCCUCAGGAGCAGCUGAAUUGCCCAAGGUGUAAUUCGAACAACACCAAGUUCUGCUAUUACAACAACUACAGCCUCACUCAACCCAGGUACUUUUGCAAGACUUGCAGAAGGUACUGGACCGACGGCGGGUCUCUAAGAAAUGUCCCAGUGGGAGGCGGUUCGAGGAAGAACAAGAAAGUAUCCACCUCGUCGACGUCAUCGUCACCAUCAGCUUCUUCUCGGCUCCCCGAUCUUAACCCAUCAACUGUAAUCUCUCACUUCUCUGCUCAAAACCCAAAGGCAGGACUACUGUACGAAGGUCAAGAUCUCAAUUUGGGCUUUCCAGCCACCCAAGAAUACCACGCAACAAUUGCUCAGUAUGUUCAACUUCCCAAAGUUGAUCACGAGACUAGUAGUGGCGGUCCAGAUAACAACUCUAGUGCACCUUCUUCAGCUCUAGAGCUGCUCAGGAAUAGUUCUAGCGGAAUGGGUUCAAGGGGCUUGAGUCUUCCUUUCCUCCCGGCGAACAUACAGGCCGAUUCCAAUGCUAUCUACUCGUCGGCAGGGUUUAAUUUGCAAGAACUCAAGCCCUCUCUUAGCUUCUCUGUGGAUAACAGGUAUGCGAGUGCCCAUGGAGUUGUUCAUCAAGAGAAUGUUGGGAAGUUACUGUUCCCUUUUGGAGGAAUGAUGAAGCAGCUUUCGAGCACGGGUGGCAGUGAUCAAGUAGAUCACAAUGGAAAGGGCCAGAGCAGUUCGAAUGCAUAUUGGAAUGGAAUGUUAGGUGGAGGAUCGUGGUAGAGAGGGAUCGUUCAACUGGGGAAGCUGCGUGUGCUGGCUCUUUUCCUCUCUUUUGUGUUAACCUUUUUUUUUUUCCUCCUCUCAUGGUUGUUACUACAUGUCUCAAACUGUUCAGAGCUAACAGAUAGAAUACAUGUAUUGUAUGGCUUUCUUUUUCUUUUUCUUUUUUUCCUAAACAAUUUUAAGCUUUUUGGAUCUUUAGAAGGGUUUGCUUUUGCUAAGCUACUCAAGCGAAAAGUUGGAUGAAGUUCAUCGGUUUGGAGUUUACCUA